CGGGUGAAGCCGCCUCGGCAACGUCCGCUCAGCCGCCUCCGCGCGGCCCCGGCCAUGGAGGAGCCGCCGCUCCGGGAGCCGCCGCCGCCGCCCGGGGAAGGGGAGGAGGAGGAGGGAGAGGAAGAGGAGGAGGAGGAGACGGACGCGGAGUGGAGCUUCGUUGACGGCGAGAUGGAGGCGGUGGCGCUGCGGGACCUGCCCACCGCCAUCAUCGCCUGCAACCUGGACCCGCGCGUGUUCCAGGACGGGCCGUGCCGGGCCAAGUUCGAGUCGCUGUUCCUGCCCUUCGACCGGGAGCCCAAAUUCCAGUACUUCCGCAGCUUCCGCAGGGUCCGGGUCAGCUUCAGCAACCCCCUGGCUGCAGCUGAUGCCAGGAUCCAGCUGCACAGGACACAGUUCCUGGGGAAAGAGCUCAAACUCUGCUUUGCUCAGGUAAAGCUGCUCCUGGGGAGUCAUGGAAGCACCAAAGCUUCCAUGGAAAUGAAUCCUGGAAUGGGAAAAGGAGUCCUGGAAUGGGAAAAGGAAUCCUUGUGUGGGAAAAGGAAUUCCUGCAUGGGAAAAGGAAUCCUGGUAUGGGAAAAGGAAUCCUUGUGUGGGAAAAGGAAUCCUUGUGUGGGAAAAGGAAUUCCUUUGUGGGAAAAUGAAUCCUUGUAUGGGAAAAGGAAUCCCUGUGUGGGAAAAGGAAUUCCUGUGUGGGAAAAGGAAUUCCUGUGUGGGAAAAGGAAUCCCUGUGUAGGAAAAGGAAUCCUUGUGUGGGAAAAGGAAUCCCUGUGUGGGAACAGGAAUUCCUGUGUGGGAAAAGGAAUCUUCAGCAACCCCCUGGCUGCGGCCGAUGCCAGGAUCCAGCUGCACAGGACACAAUUCCUGGGGAAAGAGCUCAAACUCUACUUUGCUCAGACUUUGCACAUUGGAAGCUCCCACUUGGCCCCUCCAAAUCCAGACAAGCAGUUCCUGAUUUCCCCUCCUGCCUCUCCCCCCGUGGAUUGGAAACAAGUGGAAGAUGCAACUCCAGUCAUCAACUACGACCUUUUAUAUGCAAUUUCCAAGCUAGGACCAGGUGACAAGUACGAGCUGCACGCGGCCACCGCCACCACCCCCAGCGUGGUCGUGCACGUGUGCGAGAGCGACCGGGAGAGCGACGGCGGCGACGAGGAGCCCAAAAAACCCAAACCCAAAAUCAUCCAGACCCGGAGACCCGACUACACCCCCGCCCAUCUCAGCUGAGCUGCUGCUGCUGCUGCUGGGUUUGGUUUUUGGGGUUUUUUUCCCAGUAGGAAACUUCCCAGGGAAAAAAAAACAAACCACCCCGUUGGGUUUGACGGCGGCGCUGGAGAAAUUCCCCGGCUGAGAGAAAAAAUAAAGGAAGUUUCAUCCCGAUUUUUUUGAGGCUGCAGGUUGAUCCCUGGGGGUAUUCCCAAAUCACUGGGAGAAGAUGAUAUUUGGAGACAAACUAAGACAAAAAUAGGGUUUAUUUUUGGGGGGUGAAGGAGCUUUUCCUUGCCUGACUCUUAAAUCCUCCGGUUGGAUGGAAAAACCUCGGGAUGACAGAGAAGGUUUUAAGGAUUAAAGUCCUUAAAACUCAAAAAAAAAAGUACUUUUUCUCCUCCUGCAUUUUGUGCAUGUGCAUCCUUGGUCUUCUAAAGUAACUUCUGAGUUAUUUUCUAGAGUUUCUCACGAGCAGGAAAUCGGGGAGGUUUAAGGUAUUUAUUAUCCCAGAUUUCCCUCUAGGUGUGUAAAUACAUAUAUUUAUAUUUGUUUUUAUUGGCACUGCUUUACCAGCAGGCACAAAAUCCCUUCAGCCCCCCUGAUUUAGGUGCUGUGGAGACCUGUGCUUUUAAAAAUGUUCACCUUUGAAAUGCCUCCAGUGGGGUUUUAUCUGGCAAAAAACAAUGGGGAAAAAAAAAAAGGUGCAACGGGAGACUUGCUGAAAUGAAUGGAUUUUAAAUUAUUUAAGUUCUGAUAAUUUAUAUCUUCAAUGACACUUGUUUGGUAGCUUUGACUUGGGGGGGGGGGGGGAAAAAGGACUUUUAAGGGUAUAAAUAAGGCUAAUGGUGCAUAUUCAGAAUUUUUUCAGUGCUGGAGGGACUUGAAUCUGCGUUUUUUUGGUGAGAAAAGGUUGAAUGGUGAUUGGAAAAUUACAGGGAGGAGAGAUGGUGCCUUUGCCUUGUCCAUUCCUACUACAGGCUGCACACUUGGAUCUUUUUCUACUGGCUUUGUACCUCCAGAACUCCCAAACUUUCUUAGCUUUGCCUCCAGACUGAGCUGGUGUGAGAUGCUUUAAUGCCAAGUAAUGCACAUUGAAAUCAUGGCAAUGUGGGGGAGAAGCUUUAGGGGUUUUAUAUUGUUCCAGACAGUCCUGAUAAUUAAUCCCAAUUCCAAGGCAAAAAAGAAACAACCAAAAAGAUGAGAGAGAAAUGUAUUUUAUUACUUGUUUUUUUUAAAACUGGAGAUCCUCACCUUGAAACAGGUAUUUUUGGGGGAAGAGAUAGGAACUGAUUUUUGUGGAAAAUGUCAUUUAUGGGUCUUAGGAAGUUUGUUGGGAAGUUUUUAGGAAUCCAGACGUGGUUCCCUCCUGCUCUGCUUUUGCCACAGUUGGUCUGAGAAGGAGUUUGAAGCAAAUAUUGACUCAAACACCCUUGCUUUCUUUCAAUAAUACCUGUUUGAAAACCGAAGAUGUGGAAUGGAGCCAUCCCAAGCUGGGAAACAAGGACUGGUGGUGCCAAGUGAAAGGGAAACCAGUGACUGGAGAACAGGGAUAUGUGGAAUUUUCUGCUCUGGUUUUGAUCACUGAUCCCUGGAAACUGGAAGAAACCCUGAUCCUUGGUGUUAAAAAGAGCUGAUUCCGUGUCCUGCUGGAGCUCUUGGAUGGACACAGAGGGAAAAUCAGGUUAUUUUGGGGGUACAACAUCCAGCUGGGGCUAUGGCCUUGGCUACCAGCCCCCAAAAGAAAGGAGUCAAGCAGGUUUGCCACAACUGCCUUUAAGCCUUUCCAAGAUUAUUUUUCCCACGUUUCUCCAGUUCCUGCUGGACUCAAUGUCUCAUCCAGUUGAAAAUGGAAGAAUUCCCGUCCUUUUCCACCCGUGGCAAAUCCCAACACGACUUCUCCAUCACAGGGAGCUGCUCUUCUGUUCCCUAAAAAAACCAACAGUGCUGCUUUUCAACUGAAACCCACCAAAAUCCGUGAUUUUUAACCAUUUCCCACACCCAGAAAGUGGCCACUGGGAAAGCCUGGGAAUCUUGGAAUGGUGACAGCGUGUUCCUGGUUGUGUCUCCUUGGCUUUUCCUGGUCCUUUUUUCUUUUUAAUGUUCAACUGAAUGCUUGGUUGGUAUUUUCUACAGUUGUAUAGCACGGGGCAUAUUUAAAUUAAAAUAUUUUGGUUGUCUUUCUUGUAA
Messenger RNA from Pseudopipra pipra, 3393 nucleotides. It is a transcript of the gene RCAN1, whose product is annotated as regulator of calcineurin 1. The record is from RefSeq and is a predicted model, not a curated record. Gene Ontology annotation, cellular component: nucleus; cytoplasm. Gene Ontology annotation, biological process: calcium-mediated signaling. The coding region runs from base 55 to 1224 and encodes 389 amino acids. NCBI's taxonomy places the organism in Eukaryota, Metazoa, Chordata, Aves, Passeriformes, Pipridae. The transcript has 4 exons. Gene Ontology annotation, molecular function: calcium-dependent protein serine/threonine phosphatase regulator activity; nucleic acid binding.